Molecule: messenger RNA, 2500 nt
Organism: Paramisgurnus dabryanus
Lineage: Eukaryota; Metazoa; Chordata; Actinopteri; Cypriniformes; Cobitidae
Gene: cyb5b
Product: cytochrome b5 type B
Cellular component (GO): intracellular membrane-bounded organelle; membrane
Molecular function (GO): heme binding
Source: RefSeq, a predicted model, not a curated record
GAGUGAACGAUUGGGUAAUUUCUUGUGACUGGUGGCGAAACUGUACGCCGGGUGAACCAGCAUUGAAUUGCAGACGGUUCGGCUAAAAUUCCCAAAUCCAGGAAAAAAGAUCACGGCAGCAAACUUGCGCAUCUGAAUUUUUUAAGGUUAAGUUACUAUAUUCAAAGAAAAAUGAGUAAAGAAACUGUCAGGAAGGUUGAAAACAACAGCACACCGGAUGAGAGCAGUAUGCAGUAUUAUACACGUCAGGAGGUUCAAGACCAUAAUACGAGCGGAGACACCUGGCUCAUUAUCCACGACAAAGUUUAUGAUAUCACAGGUUUCAUGGAGGAGCAUCCAGGAGGUGAAGAAGUUUUGCUGGAGCAAGCAGGUACAGAUGCAACAGAAAGUUUUGAAGACGUGGGCCAUUCAACAGAUGCCAGAGAGAUGCUUCAGCAGUUUUACAUUGGGGAACUCCAUAAGGAUGAUCGAAAGAAAGAAUCAAAACAGGAUGUUUACAUUACAACUUCAAAGGAGUCCAGGUCAUGGACCACCUGGGUAAUUCCUGCCGUAGCUACUGUGCUUGUGGGCAUCAUGUACCGAUAUUACAUGUUGGACCACAAAUCGUCAUGAAGUCUUGCGAUAUUUCAACAUCAAUUGAUUUCCUUUGUCUGGAGGCCUUGACUUAUUGGACACAGUGAGCCCAUGAACUCACUGCUCAUUAAACAUCUGACCAUCCUACUUCUUUAGGUUUCACCCACCCGAGGGUUUGGACGUGAUAAAUACACCAUUAGAGCAUUUCCACUUUUCUACCAGGUUUUACCACACAUAGUAGUACCUGCAGGACCGAUCUGUGUUUAUCAUUAUGGUUUUUCAUAGUCAUACCAUAUCUGAUCUCGAUCACUUUUUCUGCCAUUAGAUUCUGUCAUAGUGUCUUUUCUAAAAAUGAUUCCAGUUCUUAGUAGCUGAUAUCUCGACAAAUCAGAAGUUCACAUUUUCCACUUGGCUGCUAAUUUAAUGUUUCACAGUGUAAUGUCUUUAGGUUAUAACCCAUGAUUUUGACCAAUGAUUUGAAUAUAUCCCGUUCCUUGUUGAAACAGGGGCCGCUUUCGGAGAUCUACCUUCUUGUAGAGUUUAUUUCGUGCACCGCUCAUAUGCAUUUAAGGAACCAGAAGACAUUGACAAACUAUUUUAAGUGUGUUUGAAUUGGGUUUAAACUCUUCUGGAAGGUACAUAUCCACGAGAAGCUCUGUCUUAGUGUCAUGCUAUUAAAAAUAAAUCACUAUUUUAAAUACAUUAAAAUGUAAAUGAAAGCAUUUACAUAUCGUCAUUAUUUUAAAUAUAGUUAUUCAACGUAAGACAACGUACAAUUGCUGAAAUGUAAGAUUUGUAGCAUACAGUAGGAUUACAGUCAUACAGUGCUUUAAAGUUGCAGAUACAUACGCUUUUCUUAUACAUUUAAGAUUUGUAUAGUGCGGUACCUCUAUCGGCAGACUUGAGAUUGACUCUUGUACUCUGACAUUUUUUAAUUCUGCAUUUAUUGAGACGUAUUUAAGUGUUUUACAAACACAAUUUGUUUUAAUGUGGGUGAGAACAUUUUUUGGGAAGUCUUGGAUUAGUUGAACUGUUGUACAGUGUGUAGAGUACCUGUUCGUAUAUUCAUCGCACGUAUGCAUUUGCUUCUCUUAUUGUUUGUUUUUUAGCAUUGCAAAACUUUCAGCUUUACUGGCUUUAGCUUUAAGGGCAAUAUAUAAAAUAUUAUAUGCAAGUGUUGCCUUUAACGUUCAAUGUUAAGUAAAACAAAUCGUUUGGUUGCAUGUUCAUUCACGUUUUGCUCACAUUCUGUAGCUCUGUUGUUACAUCUUGCGUUGUUUGUAAAUGUUGAAUUUACAGUUAUUCAGGUGGUUUAUGAAAUCCUUCAUAAAGUAUUUGUAUGCAUUUUAAUUAUCUACAUUUUCUUGGUGUGUAUUAUUUUUAACACUUUACAAUAAGGUUGUAUUAGUGAAUGCAUUAGCUAACACAUUAAGUAAUAAUGAUCUUUUGUUAAUCUUCGUUAAUGUCAAUACAGUUGUUAAUGUUAACGUUUUUUUUUUUUUUUAAAAAGGUAUUAGUAAAUGCCGAUAUUAACAUAAACUAAGAUAAAAUGCUGUAAAAGUAUUGUUCAUUGUUAGUUCAGGUUAUCUAAUGCAUUUACCAAUGUUAACAAACACAACCUUAUUGUAAAGUGUUAAUGUACAAGAAAGUCAUGCUUGGUUUUCUUCCCAAAUUGUCAUGUCUUGUUCAAUGUCACAUUUUCCUUUAAAAUUACACCCCGGCAAAUGAAUACUAUUCUUCUUUUACCAUUGUGUUCAGCUUUGUCCAACUGCUGAUGUUCACAUUUUCAUGUUUGUGUGAAUUUUACAUGCUAAGGUAAUACUAAGAUAAUAACAUUGUCCUGUUUUCAUCAGACAACGUUUCAUUGGUGUCAUGGUUUACAUUUAGGCUAAUGGAGAGAAUUAUAUAAUAAAAGUAAGGAAACAUU